CGGUAUUUUAAAGUUAGCUAUAGGUACCGCGGAAACUUGACUGCGCCCUCGGAAACCGGCCCUGGUGAGGCACUUCCUCUUGUUAUAUUGAACUUAUUUUUUACUGGGCUUUCUCAUUUUGUCCUAAUGUUUUAUGCUAUGAAAGAGCGACCAACAGAGUGAUUAAAGGCCUAGCCGGACCAGUCAUGUUCGUCUGAAUCUGUCAGUGGCUGUGAUAAAAUCACUGCAACAGGUGCGGUCAUGGCCCCUAGAGUACACACCUUGCUUGCUAUUGAAACUGCGCUGAUCCUCCUUACAGCGAGGUUGCCUUGUUUACAGGCCCUCGCCUGCAAACACACGUGUACUCAGACGUACUACACAACUUGUGUAGACUUUGAUUUCAAAUGCACCAGACACCGGGACGUUGAUUGCUGGUUUUGUUGCGAGGGAUGGACUGGAACAGUGACUGGCCAAACUGGUUGUGAUACCGCCAUUUGUUGGGACAUUGAGAACUGGUGUCCAAAUGGAGGGACGUGCAGUGAGCCAGAUACGUGCAUCAACUGUAACUCUGGCUACUACUCCCCACGAUGUGACGAGUGCACAAGUAUCGAUUUCUGUGAUAGUGUAACAUGCACCACUGACUCAGACCAAAUUUGUCAGAACUGCAACGGAGACUAUGGCACUGCAAUUGGAGCAGCCUACAAGAAGUCAGCUGACCAGAGGCAGUGCAUAAAGCAAUGUUCAUGGAGGUCAGACAGCGAUGCCUGCUACCCAGGCUCCUGCACAGACGCCCGGUGCACAUGCAGCAGUGGAUUCUCGGGACCAGACUGCAGAACACUGGGCAGCAGUCAAGCUCCAGUCCUGUCAGAGCACCGUGCCACCCUGAUCAUGGGGACGACAACUCUGGAAUCCCCCACGGUCCUGGGCAGUACGGACACCGUCUACACCAACGUGCGAGACUUCGCAAGUGUCAAGGUCAAUUGGAAGAGCUCCUACCAGCCUGCGGGCCUUCCGAACCCCAGCGGCGGCGAUCACCCGUACAUCCACAGCGUCGGGCUUGGGAUCGUAUCUGCGAGUGUAAUGGUUGAUGUUAACAAGGCCCAGGGAGGAACCUAUUCCAUCGCUUCUCGGACUUGUUCAGGGGCUGGAUCUCGGCUGUCGCCUAGAACCGAUUUUGUCACGUGCGAAUACGAGUUCUCUCUAGACUACAGCUCAUGGACUCCCUCCACUGGAGAUGUUUUGAGGUAUGAUGUUGAGGCUGAAAAUGGUGGGUAUCUGAAGCUCUACAACAGAGACGUUCCCGUCGAAUCCAUCAUCACACGCUACUAUGAUGGACAGACAGUGUCAGGCUAUUCAACUUUCACCUUUGACUUUGUUGACCCCUACCACUGCGUGGAUGUCGGCAGUGGAUGCCGAACCACCAUGCUGCAUGCAGGGAGCGAUGUUACCACACAGGCCACAACAUCAAUCACCUGGCAGGGAUGGGCCGACGAUCUCGCCGGCAUUAAAGAGUACGACCUGCAAGUGCGACAGCUGUCGGGUAACCAUGGCAACGAGAUGACCGAAAUCUUUGACAGUUCCGCCGUUUAUAACGGGGUCACAAACUCUGGUCAUAGCGUCACCUUUCCUCACGUUGGUGUGUACUCCAUCAUCCUGACUACCGUCGACAAUGCCGGCAACACCAAACUCAGCAGACGCUUUGUGUUCUUUGACGACGACCCGAAUGACGUCACCGUUCAGAACGAUUCCCCUUUGCGCGUCCUCUCAGCGACCUCGAAAUCUGAGUAUGUCUGGCUGACCAGUCUAGGCCCCGACGGAGGGACGACUUCCGUGGAGCUUGAUUGGGCGAACCGUUUCACCAACGCGCAUCAUCACAGCCAAGGAUUGCUGAAACCCAUCGGGUCUUACGUCAGUGGUCACAUCGAUAGCAAUUACGACCAGAACUUUGGCCAGCGUGGCCGUGCGGCCAUCCCGAACGAACAGGGCGUGACGCAAUUCCGCGUUUUCAAUGACAUCGACCACAGCGGUGGCCGGACCACUGUCACCCCCAGCGACGACAACUCGGACCACUGGAGUAAUGAAGCCACAAACACACGGGCGACCUACGACCUGACCCUAGUGGACGGUGAUUCCAUUCGGUUCUGGGUGGAGGCCAGGGACCUAGCUGGUCAUUUUGUGAGGGACAGUGUGUUGGUGCACACUGAUUCCUCCCCGCCUGUGAUUGAAGACUUCUGGCUAGUACGAGACGGGGAGGUGAAUCUAGCUGUUCAUAAUUCAGCCGAUCUGCAUGAAAUGAGUGUUGUGUUCAGGACCUUUGACAUUCACAGCGGUGUACGGACCAUUCAUUGGCGACUGUGGGACCCUGUGACAGAGACUGGAUACGGGAGCCAGACUAUUCCAGCCAGGCAGAUCAAUCCAGACACUGAAGACUGCGAUCCAGUCAGCUGUAUGUGUGUCCCAGUCGGUGAUUGUUACGCUGUUGACUAUAGUUUUAAUCCAACAUUCCACAUAGGCGCCCAUGACACUGAUUACUUCAUCACAUUAACGGUUACCAACCAUGCAAGACUCCUUACUACCGAGACAAUCAGGAUAACGGUAGAUACGUCAGGCCCUCAAGCAGGUGUGGUGCAUGAUGGGAUACGCGGGUCCAACGAGGUGGACUUUCAGGAGGGCAACGACCUCUCAGCUCACUGGGAGGGGUUCUUUGACAAGGAGAGCGGGGUCAAAUUCUACCAGUAUCUGUUUGACGAUUCCUGCUGGAUGAACGAGACGUCGAUCGGAAGGGUCAAAGAUGAGAUGACGAGAACCACUUCUACGCAUGCGAGUUGGACAGCCCCCUCGCCCGGCCAGUACUACGUCACCGUCAUCGCUUACAACCGAGCCCUGGAACCCUCAGAGGCCGUCUGUUCCGACGGUGUCGUGAUCGAUACCAGCCCACCGGAGUUGACCCAGAUUGCUAUCGGCUACGCCCGGAUGUGGCCUGGUCUGGCCAAGGAUGCCGAGGGUCGGGUGUGGUUCAUCGACGAGCAUCGCAGGAAGAUGGAACUGAUGAAUGCAUCCAGUGACUGCAGUGCUAAGGCUGCCCUGGUAGAUGAUUUGUCUGUUUAUCCUGAGAUGUCUGGCACCAACGACACCUCAGCAAUCCUUCAAGGAGACCUAGACUGCCUCUGGAUCUCAGCCGUCCAGCAGAAGUUCUACCUUCCUACCGACAAACAUUUGACAAUCUCCUGGAGUGGAGAGGAUGCAGAGAGUUCAAUCUAUGACUACGAGGUGGGUUACAGCUCAAGCCGCGUCAUCGACUUCUUCACCUCCAUGUCGACAUCGGGGCACGAUCACUUCGUGUUGCACCAUCCUCACUUCAGCCAUGGAUCUGUGCUAUAUCUGACUGUGUUGGCUAUCAACAAAGCUCAGAUGUCUACAUCCAAGGUAAUUGGUCCAAUUAUAGUAGAUACCACCCCACCCAUGUUUGUUGGGAGUGUCUCUGUCCAUGUGGAGGAUGACUACUUGAUAGCUGAAUGGGGAGAUGAUGGCUUCAUUGAUGAUGAGGAUACCAGCCUGAGAUACCAAGUUGCCAUCGGGAGCACCCCGGGCGGCGCAGAAACUCUCCCUUUCCAGGAAGAGAAAGACUACAAAAUUGGUCCGUGUUCAUCCCGCACCUCCUGUGCUGCAUUCUCAUUGGCUGACCUAGACUGGCAUCUCCAUGGCGAUCAUGAGUAUUACGUGUCGGUCAGAGCGCAGAAUGGCGCUGGGUUAGCUACGGUGGGGACGUCAUCGGUUUAUAGACAUAUCGUGCAGUUACCAUCCCUGGGUGUUGUAUUGGAUGUCGCCCCCCGUGGGGAACAGGUCAACAUGGACUUUGGGGUAGCCAAGGACAUUGAUGUACAGACGAACACCACAAGCAUCUCAGCUCGUUGGUUUGGCUUUGAGCAUCCUCAUCUUGAUAUCAACUAUGAGAUUGCCGUCGGAUCAGGAGGAGGUGCUACUGAUGUCAGCGGUGGUUUCGUCGAUGUUGGCAACGUAACCUUCUAUCGACUGGAUGGACUGGAUCUCACACCACUCAUGACAUAUUUUGUGACCGUCCGAGCCAACUCAGAAGCUGGUAGUGUCACCGUUACCUCAGACGGUGUCAGAGUUAUUCAAGAGGGUCAGGUACUGGAGGGAGCUGUGAUCAAAGACGGACUGGAAUGCGAUCAAGAUGGAAUGUCUGUGCCAUCAGGAUUAUCCCAUCACUCAUCUGUUGCUGAACAACCCUGUCAGGAUGACAUCACCUACCAGUCCUCUACCUCAGACAUCUCAGCUCGUUGGACCAUCCCUGAGAUGCUGCAGCCUUUUGUCACGAGCGUUCUUUGGGCAGUUGAACAGGAGAUCGAAGUCAAUUUGGAUGAUGAGACCACUACAGUGGAGUGGAUUACAUUACUUGAUGGUCAAGAUCUUGGCAUGGCAUUCCAACAUGUUCAGGCUGGUUCAGGGUUGCACAGUGGAGCUCAUUACAGAUCCAAGGUUCAGUUUUGCCACGUUAGCGUCUGCUUCCAACCGGUCGUCAGUGAUGGAUUCUGGGUGUUAUCACAGCCGCCCGAGGUCGGACAGGUCACAGUCGGCAACAUUGAGACCACGCAAGGCGGGACAGAGAUCAGCGUGGUCUUCCAGCCUUUCGCGCAAGAUUACGUCCGUCACGACGACCCACAAGAACUGAUGGAUUUCUACGAGUGGAGCAUUGCUGAGGAUGGUAGCGAUGGAGCACUGCUGAGUCCCUGGAUGAGGAUCCAGGAUUUGGUGCCGACCGAAGAUGUGGUUCGCUUCACAGCAUCCUACAGUGGUUCCUUAGACCUGGACGUCUGUCUUCGGUUAUCAGUGAGGGGCUACAAUAAGGCUGGUCUGUCUUCCAUCGCUAGUACGGAGAUUGUUAAUUGUGCUGAUGCAUCACUGGUCGUCCCUCAUACGGUCAUUGAUGCUGAUCAUGAAGUCAACAUUGAGCAGAAUGCCAAUUGGCCGGAACCAGACAAGAACUACAUCUCAUCUACGUCUUCCUUAUCAGCAGUCUGGCCCACACUACGCCACAGGGCCUACACCUGGGCCGCCAUUUUGGAUACCGGAUCCUCUGCAUUUGGCAACUUGGACGAUGGUCUGCAGUAUCCCUGCGAUCAUCCAAGGGCGAAAGCUUGUGGGGAAACAGAUAGAGAGUUUGUCAACGUUCCCAAUUUGGUCCUUGCACAUGGCAUGCGUUAUCGCAUUUGCAUCCACGCUGACGCAGUGACAUUGGAGCAUGAGUUGUGGAAUGAACCUCUGCCUGCUGUGUCCAGCUGUAGUGAUGGCGUUGUCAUAGAUACGACCCCACCGACCCCUGGCUCUGUUUGGAUUGGAUGGAACCAGCAUCAAACCUACCAAAGUUCCAGCUCUGAGUUAGUCCUUCACUGGGAGUCCUUCACUGACAUUGAGGAGCACGGCAUGGCACGUCAUCACUCAGGGAUCAAGUACUAUGAAUAUGCCAUCGGUUCGAUGCGAGGCGGUAGCGAUGUUAAAGAGUUCACUCGUGUUGGAAUCACCAACGGCGUUAUUGCACACAGCUUGAGAUUACAGAAUGGACACAAGUAUUACGCUACAGUUAGAGCAACUGACUUUGUUGGUCUGUCAUCACAAGCCGUCUCGGACGUUAUUGUCAUUGAUACGUCACCGCCUGUCAUCAGUGCUGAUCAUACGUUGGACGUCGGAGGCAGCUUCAUCCGAUCUACAACUUCCAUCUCAGCAAGUUGGGAGAAUGUAUUCUCAGACCAGGAGAGUGGUGUAGCGUAUUACGAGUGGGCCGUGGGUUCACAUCCAGGCCAUGCAGACAUCAUGCCAUUUACUGAAGAGAGUACAGAGAUCGGGGUCAGUGACCCUUCACGACCUUUGCUCCUUCAAGAAGGUCACUCGUAUUUCAUUUCUGUUAAGGCCAUCAAUACUGUUGGUCUAAUCACACUGAAGAGUUACGGAGCAUUCACAGUCGAUGCAAGCCCCCCAUUGGCUGGCCACGUCUUAGACGGAAACCCAGCCAACGCCUCGGCCAAUCACAGAGACCGAGACUUCCAGGAGGAUCGUACAGUGAUCAGGGCAUUCUGGGAAGGGUUUCAUGACCCACACAGCGCCAUCGUUGGCUAUGCCUGGAGAGCUGGGACGUGUUCAGGGUGUAGCGAUGUCAUACCUGAGCAACAUGUGGGCUUGGAUAUUUAUGUCACUGCCGAGAACCUGAACCUAGUGCCUGGUCUGACCUACUACGUGACGGUGACGGCCUGUAAUGCUGCUGACCUUUGUACCUCAGUGACCUCUGAUGGGGUCAUGGUGGAUGACUCUCCCCCGAUAGUGGGGCAUGUGUACGACGGCGGUCCUGGGGGUGGGGAUAUCAGCUACCAAUCUUCGAGACUUGAGUUGCGAGCUCAUUGGUGGGGCUUCAACGACCCUCACUCUGGCCUCUCUCACUACGAAUGGCGCGCCGGCACGACACCAGGAGCUGAAGACAUUCUCUCCUCCACACGCAUCGAGCUGUCAGAAGACGCUCUGAUAUUCCUGUCAGCAUCAGACCAGAUGCCAGUCGGCACUGAUAUCUACGUCACAGUGCGCGCCUACAACCGGCUUGGUAUGUGGAGUCAGGCUACGUCUAACGGGUUCCGUGUAGACUCUAGUCCACCUGAUGUGGUGGUUGCACCUGCUAUAGAUCAAACUCUAGGCAUGGCUGUCACAAACACACAGGUCUUGCGGGAUCUGAUUCACUUUUCCUGGAAGUUCAAUGACACUGAGAGUGGUAUUAAAGACCAGUUUGUAUCCGUCAGCACGCACCGCAACGGUGACGUCAAUAUACAUCCAAUAAAAAUUGCGGGGAGUGAGUUGGACCAUACCUUCACCAAUCUGACAUUACAUGAAGGCAGUCGAUACGUCAUUACCGUAGUUGCUUGUAACUUUGCUGGUCUCUGCACACAGGCUGAGACACAGCCUUUAUUGGUUGAUGGAAGCCCACCGUCAGUUGGGACGUUUGCCAUUGAUACCGAGAGUGCUGCCAACUUGGAACGUCAUCAUAUCACCUGGAUCAACCCAACCACCGAACCGUAUGAUCCUGACGUAGUUUCCCCACGCUACCACUCGGGUUGGAUGACGUGGGUAGAAGACCCCCGUACGUCCCUUGGUUCCUUAGCCCUUGCCUGGCUGGGAUUUGCUGAUGUUCACUCUGGUAUCAGCCACUACUUGGUCUCCGUCGGACGCACCUACAGCGGCUCGGAACUCACCCCGAGUGGACCAGUUCAUGUAAGCCACAGCUACGACGGCAUGCCAUUGGACGAGGGUAUCGUUCAGGCUACCUUCAUACCACUAGAGGGCAGUCUAACGGACAUAAACCCUCCAUAUCUCUACAUUUCCAUCUGGGCAGUCAAUGGGGUCGGUCUACCAAGCAACCGCCAUCAUUCCACUUUCGAGCUUUCCCGAAGUUCAACCUAUGAGGGCGCUCUUGUCCUGCUGCGGCAAUGCUCACCUGCAACAUGCGAGGGCCACUGUGCAUGCGCUCCUAUUGAUAAAGCAUGUGCCCCGGACAGGAGUUGCAAUGACGUAACAGACAGUAAUCCCAACACCGUGAUAGAAGUUCUUGAUGUACUGGAUCUGAUGCACAAUGAUAUCGAUACCAUGAUCGAUAUUGAUGACACAGCCACUCGGUACAUGACAGCUGCAGUCUGGCGAGUCACUGAGCAGAAAGGACUGGACAUCAAAUGGUUUGAGUGGAGCAUUGGUGAUGAUUCCUCGUCUAAUCCAUCGGGAGUCUUUGAUGCAGGAAGGGAUAGAGUAUGGUUUGAUGUUGGACAGGACAAUCACGUUAUCAUCACGCUGAAUGGAGACCGAAAGCUGUCCAAGGGAGUCAAGUAUCACGUGUUCAUCCGGGCCUGGUACGACGCUACGACAUACGCAGUGUUCAGAUCAGACGGCAUUACACCUGAUAUCACACCGCCAAAAAUAUCAACAAUCCGAGGCACUAAGAUAAAAGACCUCGCCAGAUCUGAUGCUAGGAAAGACACAGAUUACUUGACGGAUCCUAGCGCCAUCUUCGUCUCCUGGGAGGGGGUGUUUUUAGACGAAGCAAUGUCCCAGUACCAAGUGUCACUAAGUACCUAUCCUGGAGGUGAAGACAUUCGUCAAUUUGCUGACCACGUCUUCCCAGCCAGUGUGUCGUCCACGCAGCUCACUAGCCUGAACCUACAGAGUGGACUGCGAUACUACAGCAACGUACGAGCAUUCAACAAAGCUGGUCUGCACACGCUCAGAAGCAGUGACGGCUUUGUGGUGGAUACCAGGAAGCCAGAUCCAGGCCUGGUCUUUGAUGGCAUAGAUCUUCACGACGUAGAGUACCAGAACUCCAGCACCGUCAUCUCAGCCUCCUGGCAUGGCUUUGUGGAUCUGGAAUCCUACGUAGACCAUUACGAGUGGUGCGUUGGACUGACCCCUAGCCCUGCAGAUGAUGGCAUUCUGCCCUGUACAAGUGUUGGAAUCCACCUGUCUGCCUCCAAGACUCUACCUGUACCUCUCACAGAUGGCAUCCGGUAUUACUCCAAGAUCUCAGCUAUCGACGCUGCCGGCCUACAGUCUGUAUCAGUCUCUUCUGAUGGGUUUGCAGUGGACACUACACCCCCUGAACCACUAAAACACAUCCUUCGAGGGGAUAACUUGAUCCAGAAUCCAUCAUUUGAAAUGAUGCUGCGGGAAUCAGACAACACAGAUAUGGAGGAUAUUAUUACAACGGUUAGUCCUGACAAUGGGACAUUCAAUGAAACCAUGACUAGGCCUACAAAGUCACCUGAUAUUAAUUCAACUCGUGAGGCAACGACACCUUCAUUGACAGAGUCCUUGACAGCAAAUUUUACAGGUGUCAAUGUCACUGAUAGCUAUCCCACUUCUGACACCAAUUUGACAACCGACGAAAUGCCAUUCACAACCAGUAUGCCAUCCACAACUAGUGUGGAUGUUACACCAGAUGAGCUACUUGGUCAGUGGAUCGUUGCAUCUGAUAGCCAGACUGCUGUGGUCGCUUCUGGCAAGAAGAUUGCUCAAGAUGGCAGUAAGUUCUUGUCUCUUCACGGCUCUGUCUUCCAAACCUUCCACACAACCCCGGGCAGCCACUACCAGGUGGUGGUCUUCGCGAGUCAUGCCGUGCCAUCCCACAACCCUUUGCUGAAUCAGGAAGGUCGCAUCGAGGCUCCAGGAUUGAAUCGCGUCUUCAGGUUGUAUGACCGGCCGACACACGGUCACUCAGACCAGAGUCUGAGUUCCAUCCGAUGGCAUCAGCACAGGUUUUACUUCACAGCCAGCGACGAUGUCUCAACAUUAACAAUCUCCUCAGUCGGAGAAUCCAAUGGAAUCCUGUUGGAUAAUAUUCAGGUGAGACCGCUUACAACGGGACCGAGUUCCGGAGAUGGGUCCGUAGAAGUCCAUACUCAGUUCAUUCACAGCUGGUCGUCAAUCCAGGCCAAGUGGCAUUUUAUUGACCCUGAGAGUCCAAUAGUGGACUACAGCUGGGCUAUAGGUACCACGAGGGGCAGCACCCAGCUUCAAAGCUUCACGUCUGUCGGCACGCAGACAGAUGCUAUCAACACUGACCUCAACAUGGCGCAUGGCGUCUAUGUAUUCGUCACUGUGACGGCGAGAAAUGCAGCUGACCUCAUCACCAUAGCAACCUCCGACCCCAUAUUGAUUGACCUAACGCCACCCCUGAUUCAUUUUGUCUCUGACGGUGGGGAUGUACAAGAUGCUGACUUCAGUUCGGACGACGAUUCUCUGACCUUCAGCUGGUCAGCGUCUGAUCCUGAAAGUGGAAUUGACCGCUGUGAAUGGGCAGUUGGAUCAGAGCCUGGACUUGAUGACAUUCUACCACACUCAUCGUCUCCUAACGACACUUCCACUGUCACCACCAACCUGUCCCAGGCUAUGGUUGAGGGUCAGCGACUGUACGUCACCAUCACAUGCUACAAUCACGCUGAAAAGUCGUCGCGGAAAUCAUCAGAUGGUGUCACCAUAGUAACAGUGCCCCCCAGCUCAUCAGGAGCUGUGGUCAACGUGAAGACACUGUCAGAGACUCAGUACGAAACACGCGACGGGUACCAGUCACAGAGAGACUCCCUCAAAGGAUCAUGGGAUGGAUUCAUGGAUCCAUUCGGAAUUCAGUCUUACGAGUGCCACCUUAGUGGACCGAACGCCUUCGCCUCCUGGACACCUUGUGGAUCCACAUCAGAGACUCACCUGGAUUGGUCAGGUCUUAGCCUGGUGGAUGAUGCAACCUAUAGCCUGUCAGUCAGAGCCGUCAAUCAUGCUGGUUUGACCAGCCAGGCUAUCAGUGGCAACUUCACGUUGAAGUCUGCAAAACUUUCUGAUGGAGCCUCAAGCCUGAUCAGAUCCACCUGGCUGGGAGACGGGACGGUUGAUCUUGCCUGGGAUGGCUUGUUCUCUUCUUCCUCCUCUUUGGUCUAUGAGGUAUCUCUGGGUACCAUCCCAGGAGGUAGUGAUAUCAUGCAGUGGGUGGAGACCAUGGAGACAGGUAUGCGUGUCUCACCACUGGCUCCCUUCACCGAUUACCACUUGACGUUGACAGCCAUCAAUGCAGCCGGAUUGUCGCAUACGGUCCGCAAGAUCAUAAAUGUAUAGCUAGCUUGAUUAACAAACAUAGGGAUGCUGCGUAGCGCUGUAGAGUACAUGUCAAUAAUAAAAGUAAAAUAGAGCUUGAGCUUUCGGUACGAAGCACCUUUGUCGCCAUCAUUGCUAGUAACCUCCACUAGAAACUUCUGAGAGAAAACAGUCAAUCUAACUGUAAACUGGCCAGCCCUCUAAUCUAUCUUAAUCCUUUGUCCAAACAGUGGCUUUAUAAUCCCUAACACUUAGUGUAAUAAAGCCACAUGUGCUGUCACACAGCUGAUAUUGACAAGUGCAGGGGAUUAGCAGCAGUAUCUGAUAACAGGGGCCAGUUUGUUGACAAAGGGAUUAACAUUAGAUAAGAGUGUACUGCUAGAAGUACUGUAUUCUUUCUGAGUUUACAGGCCCUAACUCGGAAAGCUGCUAUAAGCACUUACACCUGAUGAUAAUUCCCCUGAUAAGUUGCUUUGCACCGAUAGCAUGAGUACAACAAUCUCGGGAGCACUGUUUCACUUUUACUAUUGACAUUAGUUAGCUCGAUUGUUUGAUGUGCAAUCACCAGGGCCCAAUUUAAAACAAUGCUGAGCAAAAUCAUUUUGGUUUUGGAUUUCAUUUCUGAAAGUCUGGAUGUCCGUAUUUUGUUAUCUUUGUAAAUUUAUUUUUGUCCCCAGCAAAUUCGUUCUCUUAUUCGGGGAUGUUCAUAGAGUAGAUAGCUGGAUCUUCAGCAAAAAAAAAUAUUCCACCUACACUGGUUGGAUUGUAAGUAAUGGAAAAUACAGAAGCAAAGUUUCUGCAGGGACAACUGCAAACAAUUGCACAAAAGAAAAUUAUCCUUAACGAAAAACGUCUACAAACCAGAUAAUUUAAAAGUUCAGAAAAAUGUGGAAUAAGUCAUAAGCAAAAACAAAUAAUUGCCAAGCUGUGGCAAAAUUGCCCCGUACUCAGGUUAGUCUGCCAAGCAAAGAACAAUAUUUCUAAGUCCAAACAAAUUCUUGCUGAACAAAGGUCUACAUUAAGAGCCACUCAAAAAGAAAUACCAUUGUUGUAUAUUUUUAUGUUAUGUUUUAUAUAUGCUAUGUUAUCAGCUGGUUUGCAUUUGUAUUUAUAUUAAUCUUUGUUCAUAAGAAAACGUGUAUGCUAAGAUGUACCUCAUGUUCAUUAGAAUUCAUUUUGAGCAGCGCACCAUGUUGCUGAAUACCAACAGGGUCUCUUGGAAGCCUGAAUUCAUUAAUACAUUUGAUUAUUUUUAUAAUAAAGUUGCAUUUCUCUUUUUUGGGGGCUGGUAUAAACAUUUGCCAUGUCAUGUUUAAAAACCCUGUCA
Messenger RNA from Patiria miniata (bat star), 11932 nucleotides. RefSeq lists its product as uncharacterized. Bases 241 to 10626 code for a protein of 3461 amino acids. The record is from RefSeq and is a predicted model, not a curated record. The transcript has 56 exons. Gene Ontology annotation, molecular function: protein binding. NCBI's taxonomy places the organism in Eukaryota, Metazoa, Echinodermata, Asteroidea, Valvatida, Asterinidae.